GACAUGGAAAAGACAGAUACCAUUGACUUUAGGGCUCUGGAGAAGGAGUUGCAGGCUGCAUUAGCCGCGGAUGAGAAAUACCGAAGAGAGAAUGCUGCCAAGUUCCGGGCUGUGGAACAGAAGGUGGCUUCCUAUGAAGAGUUCAGGGACAUUGUCCUUGCCUCACACCUGAAGCCUUUAGAGCGGAAGGACAAGAAGAAUAUCAAAAAGACAGUGCCUUGGAACUGCCUUGUGACAAGUACCACUGCUCAAACAGGCAUCGCUCCACAUCAGGAGGAGAGCACUUAUAUCUCCCAGAAGGGAGAUUGUCAGCCUGAGACAUCAUCAGAUUUCUACAGGGCUUGGCGCCACUAUCUACAGAGUGGAUCAGAGCGCUAUCAGGCCCUCUUACAGCUUGGGGCCCCCAACCUGGGCCACCUUUUCCGGGUAGAUGUGGGUUUUGGACUUCUGGGUGAACUGCUGGUGACAUUGGCAGACAAUUUUAAGCCAGCUGACUGUGCUGCUGUACUGGAGAUCCUUCAUAGCCUAUCCAGAACUGGCCGAUUUGGCCUCAACCUGAGCCUGCUGAGCAAUGCUGAAAGAGAGAGCUGCCAAAAAUUGUUUCAGAAACUCCAAAGUAUGUAUGUUACCAGACCUACAGAGGAAGAACUGAGCCAUAAGGAGCAAGAACUAGAGAAACCACACAAUGGGAAUGAUGGGGAUGAGAAACUCCUCCAGGAGCUAGCAGAGCUAUACCAAGUUGGCUAGA
Molecule: messenger RNA, 748 nt
Organism: Trichosurus vulpecula (common brushtail)
Lineage: Eukaryota; Metazoa; Chordata; Mammalia; Diprotodontia; Phalangeridae
Gene: DNAAF19
Product: coiled-coil domain containing 103
Exons: 3
Coding region: 4-747 (247 amino acids)
Biological process (GO): epithelial cilium movement involved in extracellular fluid movement; determination of left/right symmetry; inner dynein arm assembly
Cellular component (GO): outer dynein arm
Source: RefSeq, a predicted model, not a curated record